UUUGUUUUCUCGUGUCUCCCUGAUCAUCACUGUCCCUCGACGCUCUCUCCCAUCUCGUCACACCCGUACCGUCUCUCUAGAUGUCAGGCUUCGUGACUGCGGUGCCCGUCGCCGUGGGCAGGUCCGUCUUGGCGCCUCUGUCUCUACUCCCCAGCCGCUACCAGGCGACGGACGUCCGUGUUGGUCAAGAGGCGUCGGAGUCCUCGCCAUCCCCAUCGUCCGAGAAAGUUCCACCUCAAUUCACUCGCGAGCCCCUCACUGAGCUUCUCAAGAGCGUGUCCAGCCUCAACUCGUACGCGCCUCACCCUCUGAUCCCUUUUGGCCACCUGCAGACCAUCUACUCUGCCGUCGCCGAUACCGUCAACGUCGACGUCGUCCAUUACAAACGCCAUGUGCUCCUCCUACCUGAUGGAGGGACAGUGGCCGUGGAUAUCUCGCCUCCGGAAUGGGACGACCCUUCGAGCCCCGAGGAGCAGAAUAGACCUACCGUUGUCCUCAAUCAUGGCUUGACAGGCGGCUGCCACGAGACCUAUGUUCGCCACGUCAUCCCACCUCUCAUCGAAAGUGGAUACCGCUGCGCAGUAGUCAAUUUCCGCGGCUGUGGACAAACGCCCGUCACCUCCCCUCAGAUGUACUCAGCAGCCAAGACGGAUGAUCUACGCACCGGCCUCCUCUGGAUGCUCCAGCGCUGGAAGCAGACCGAAUUUGCAUUGAUUGGCUUCUCACUGGGCGCCAAUGUCGUAGCCAAGUAUUUGGGAGAGGAAGGAGACUCCACGCCAGUCCGAGGUGGACUCGUACUUGCCACACCCUUCGAUCUGAAGAUGGGCAGCGACAGCCUCGAGGGAAGCAAGCUUUACGACCACAAGAUGGCGGGCAACCUCGCCCAGCGAAUCGGCACAGCUGCUGGCGCCCUAAGCCUCGACCCAAAGCUCAGAGCACCCCUACGUCGGCUCCUCGACCCACAAGGAUACGCGAAGGCCCAUCCGGACGAAGUGGCGCAGCGUAAAGUCAAGCCAGGCUCCCUCAAAUGGGUUGACGACUCCAUCACGCGUUUUGCCGGCGGCUACUCAAAGCCAUACGGCACCUUCCCGUUCGACUCAGCAGACGACUACUAUAAUGCGAAUGGAAGCAUUCAUUUCCUGCACAACGUAGCACGACCGCUGCUCUGCAUCAAUUCGGACGACGAUCCCAUUGUUCCUUACCACAUUCUGGAGGCUACCUGGGAGGCCAGCAAGAGCAAUCCGAACGUCGCUCUGGCUGCAACGCGUGGUGGGGGACAUCUAGGCUGGUGGGAAGCAAAGGGACUCAAGGGGGCGAAGAAGCCAACUAGGUGGCUGGGUCCCGUAGCCAAGCAGUGGGUUGAGCAGGUGUUCCAGAGCCCGAUCAGGAGUGGCGAUGCGGAGGGGUACAAGACGCGAAACAACCCGUGGCUGCAGGGAGACGUAGAGACGGUUGAGGAGGUUCAGUACGAGUUGCUCAGCGAGGACGAGGUGCUCGACUUUGACUUUGAGGGAGGCGCCGAGGCGGCAAAGGCUGCCGACGAGGCUGACGCCAAGCUCAAGGCUGAGCUACCUGCGAUUCUUCCCGAGGUCAACGCCGAGCAAGACGGCGACGCAGCUGCGCCCACCGUGCAAGAUUCCAUGGCUCGCCCACGUCACGCCUGGCUCCUCACGCCGCUGCUGUCGCAAGACGUCGCGCCCCUUCUUCACCCAACUCACCACCCCAAGUUCACCGCCCUCAAGCAGCCCAGCGAACGCUCCUUGAUCACCACAGGCACAAUGUACCGCUGCCGCUCCCGCCCCCACGUUGGCUUCAUGGAGCUUGACGCAGACUCGCGCGUCGCAGGGUGCGGUCUGACCUUUCAGGGUGGUAAAGCCAUUCCAGGGCAGAGCACCGAUACCAAAGGCGACAGGAUCGAUGCGAAGGGCAAGAAGGAAGGGUGGAGGAGGGGGAAGAAGUCGACGAUGGGUGGGCUUUGAGAAGCCAACGAACCAUAGCAUGGCCGACGGCGAUACUAUAAACGGCGGCAAGACGCUUGCGCCUUCCCUCACCUCUUCUAGAACAUAGAUCGCACGUAGAUCUCCCUCCUCGUAGAUAGACAGCCAGCAUCAAAUAACAUCCCCUCUCACGAUCAUAAGAAACCACAAUUCACAUCACGUUGAGAGUCUAUAAU
This is a messenger RNA of Jaminaea rosea, 2173 nucleotides long. RefSeq names its product alpha/beta-hydrolase. Gene Ontology annotation, biological process: medium-chain fatty acid catabolic process; medium-chain fatty acid biosynthetic process. Lineage: Eukaryota; Fungi; Basidiomycota; Exobasidiomycetes; Microstromatales. The record is from RefSeq and is a predicted model, not a curated record. Gene Ontology annotation, molecular function: monoacylglycerol lipase activity; acetylesterase activity. The transcript has 2 exons. Bases 81 to 1979 code for a protein of 632 amino acids.